AUGGCAACCGUGCACAGAACAUUAAAGAAGAAUCGCCGUGUUCAUACUGACCAGACGGAACACACACUGGGAACUGCGCAGGAGUACAAAGGUGGUCUUCAGGCCUUACGCAGACACAGCGGUGCUGAGCGCAAUAAGCCCCAAAGGACAUUAGAAGCGGAACCAAGCGAAGCGGACGCAUCUCAAGAGCAAAUAGAACAAGAAUACUUAGACAAAGAACUAAUUCCUGAACCGUGGGAACUAAACAACACAGCCCGAGCCGGCAGAGAGAUGCUUUUCUUCAACAGGGUGCCCAAAGUCGGAAGUCAGACCUUCAUGGAAUUAUUAAGACGACUCGCCAUCAGAAAUCAAUUUGGUUUCCACCGUGACGCGGUGCAGCGUGUAGAAACGAUUCGUCUGGCCCCCGCAGACCAGCAGCUCCUCGUGAGUCUGGUAUCGGCUCACGCGCCGCCCGCUUCCUACAUCAAACACGUCUGCUAUACAAACUUUACAAGGUUUGGGUUCCCAUCGCCGAUAUAUGUGAACGUGGUAAGGGACCCCGUGGAGCGCGUCAUCUCUUGGUACUACUACGUGCGCGCGCCGUGGUACUACGUGGAGAGGAAGAGAGCCUUCCCAGAUCUGCCGUUACCUGACCCAGCCUGGCUGAAAAAGGAUUUUGAAACCUGCGUAUUGAGCGGAGAUCGCGAGUGUCAGUACAUCGAAGGCGAAACGCACGAAGGCAUCGGGGACCAUCGUCGACAAACCCUGUUCUUCUGCGGACACGAGGCCCAGUGCACGCCGUUUAAUAGUGUUGGGGCGUUGCAAAGAGCGAAACGUGUUGUUGAAGAGCAGUAUGCAGUCGUCGGCGUACUAGAAGAUAUGAACUCAACUCUGUUGGCGUUCGAACGCUACGUACCGAGAUUUUUCACAGGCGCUUCGCGUUUGUAUUGGGAAGAGUUGAACACUUUCAAUCGCAUUAAUCGAAACGCGUUCAAGCCUCCGGUCUCCGAAGCCGUCAAGCAAAUCGUUCGAGCGAACUUCACAAGAGAAAUAGAAUUCUACGAAUUCUGCAAACAGAGGCUGCACAUGCAACUGAAGGCGUUGCGAGAUCCGACUAUAACAUUGCCGACACCGACCAGAAGUUGGAGGCGGAAGAGGGAAUCCAAAAUAAAUGACUUCAAUUGAAACAGUGAGAAUUUUUGUCAAACGAAAUACUUGAUACUAAGAUUAUGGUAAAUUUUAGGAAAUAAAGGGUUUUUAGACGCGCGAUUUUAGUAGCUACGUCAACGUAAUAAAAUUCUGUGAAUGCAGAUUGUUUAUGCUGCGCUUGAAUCUAUAAAACCUCAAUUGGGUUUUUGAUUAGUUUCGUAUCAAAAAAAUUUGUUUGUAUACUCUGAGAAGUGACUAUAAUUCCACAUUCAAACAUACUUUUAACAAUCUAUGUACAUUGAUUGGCUGUCAAUCGCGAACUCGAUUGGCAUGACCGGCUUUCGCCUCCCGCUUUGCGGGGAGGGAGGUUGAGGUCGAUAUUCCUACGCUCCUUAUAGUCUACUGAUUAAUUUUGUUGCGAGAUCUAUCUUAAAUUUACCCUUGAGUAGUCGGAACCUCAUUGUUCAGAGCCUUUUUACCUGGUCGCUGUCGAUCCUGCUUAGACAACAGUUAUACAGUGGUGGGAGUGAUUAGGGGCAAGUCAAUCGAUUUAUAAAAAUAAAAAUGAAUGUUCGUCUCUAUUGCAUUGUUUUUACUGUCAUUAAAGGCAUAUGAGCGUACGGCCCAUGUAAUGGUACGUUGUCACCGUCGCUUAUGCAUACCAGCAAUGUCAGCGGCAAGCUGCUACUAAGUGCUACUGCAUUUCUAAACCAUUUAUCCGAUUGUGAUAAAACUUGUUAAAGUUGUUGUUGAGACU
Messenger RNA from Bombyx mandarina (wild silkworm), 1885 nucleotides. RefSeq names its product heparan sulfate 2-O-sulfotransferase pipe (gene pip). Gene Ontology annotation, cellular component: membrane. Gene Ontology annotation, molecular function: sulfotransferase activity. NCBI's taxonomy places the organism in Eukaryota, Metazoa, Arthropoda, Insecta, Lepidoptera, Bombycidae. The record is from RefSeq and is a predicted model, not a curated record.